UCCCCGCUUUAUUAAUCGAAUUGUGCCAACCAGAUUCGUAACGAUGAGAAGACGUGCCGGAGUCGGAGCCAUCCAGAAGCAGCGCCAGGAGGCGGAAAAGUACAAGGACAAGGGCACCGAGCUGCAGGAAUCGCAGUUCGAGCAGAUGGUGAAGCAAAUGGACGCCCUGAAGGAGAACCUCGAAGACUUUGCCGCCAAGCAUCGGAACGAGAUCAAAAAGAAUCCCCAGUUCCGGCGCCAGUUUCAGGAGAUGUGUGCCGCGAUCGGUGUCGAUCCGCUCGCGACCGGCAAGGGUUUCUGGAGCGUCCUGGGUAUGGGCGAUUUCUACUACGAACUGGGCGUGCAGGUUGUCGAGGUUUGCCUAGCCCACAAUCACCUGACCGGUGGUCUAAUGGAACUGAACGAACUACGGAACCGGCUGGUGGCUGCCCGGGGAAAGCGCCAAAUUCACCAGGAAAUUACGGACGAGGACAUUCUGAUGGCCACGAAGAAGCUGAAAAUAUUCGGCAACGGGUUCACGGUGUACCCGGUCGGCAAGUCGCACAUGGUACAAUCGAUACCGGGCGAGCUGAGUCUGCAGGAAACGGCCGUACUGAGUGCGGCCUCCAAUCAGGGGCAGGGUUACGUUACCGUGUCGUCGCUCGUGAAGGAACUGAGCUGGACGGAAGCACGAGCACAGCAGGCCAUCGAGAAAGUGCUCGGCGAAGGAAUGGCGUGGCUGGAUGAACAGGGCCAUGAGAAGUCCUACUGGUUCCCGAGCUUGUUUGCUGGCAGAUUGUCGGCGAAAGGAUGAAGGAUCCCCAUUCGAUCGCAGCAAAACAAAAGUUGCCGUAGCGAUCCAAUUCACGCAAUCGCUACCGUCCCUAAGCUUUAAAUGUAUCUACUUUUACCGCUGCUAAGGUAAUAAAAUCAACGGAUUUCG
Molecule: messenger RNA, 922 nt
Organism: Anopheles cruzii
Lineage: Eukaryota; Metazoa; Arthropoda; Insecta; Diptera; Culicidae
Gene: lsn
Product: vacuolar-sorting protein SNF8
Exons: 3
Coding region: 44-793 (249 amino acids)
Biological process (GO): protein transport to vacuole involved in ubiquitin-dependent protein catabolic process via the multivesicular body sorting pathway
Cellular component (GO): ESCRT II complex
Source: RefSeq, a predicted model, not a curated record